AUGGCAAAUUACGCGACUCUUAACCUUCAGAGACAACUCCAAGAAUAUACAGUACAUCCAAACGACAACUUCUCUGUCGGUUUGAUUGACUCCGACGUCUUUGAAUGGGAACUGACUCUCAUAGGACCUAAGGGUACGCCAUACGAGGGCGGGCUGUUUAGAGCGAAGCUCACGUUCCCCAAAGACUUUCCCAUAAGUCCGCCUACAAUGCAAUUCUUGUGCGACAUGUGGCACCCAAAC
Molecule: messenger RNA, 240 nt
Organism: Oppiella nova
Lineage: Eukaryota; Metazoa; Arthropoda; Arachnida; Sarcoptiformes; Oppiidae
Source: the annotation of a GenBank genome assembly